AUGGCCCCACCCCACCCUCGUCGCCCCAUAGCCAAAGACCGUUUCGCCGCCCUCUUCCCGACCCUCAAAGUCCAAACAUACCAAGACCCUACCUCUCGAGGCCCAGGCUCCCCACACGUACAUCGCACGCUGCGUAUAUGGAAUCCUGAGAAGCCGCAGGUGAAGAAUAGUACGGAGUUCUGGGAUGUGAGGAGUAAGACGUGCACGGCGACUGUGCAGCUAGGAGGGGAGGGAUUGACGAUCGCAUGGGCGGCGGAUGGGAGCGUGGUUAUGGUUGGGCGAAAGGACGAUACCCUCAUCCCCAUCACCAUCCACCCGACCCCAACCGCCCAACCCUCUCACGCCCCAGCGCUCCAAACAAACCAAUGCACCUUCAACCACACCUCCCCACCAACCCACCUCCUCCUCACCCGCGGCGACGGCUCCGUAACCAUAUCCUCCUACCCCACCCUCCAAACCCUCCACACGUUGCACGCCCACACCUCCUCCUGCCUCUCCCUCGCCCUCUCCCCCACCUCCCGCUACUUGGCAAUCGGCGGCUCGGACGCGCUGAUAUCCCUCUACGAUACGACAGACUGGGUCUGCAAGCGCACGCUGACGAAUCUGACCGGAGCGGUCAAGAGCGUGGGGUUUAGUUUCGAUGGGAGUUUUGUGGUGGGAGGGAGUGACGAGGGGAAUGUGCUCGAGGUGGCGCAUACCGAGUCGGGCGAGUAUGUGGGGAAGGUGGACAUUGGGGCGAGCGGUGGGUGUGGGGUUGUCGCGUGGCAUCCCGGGAGGUAUUGGAUCGCUUGGGCAGGGGAAGGGGGUGGGUUGAAGAUUUUGGGGGCUGCUGGGGGACAGCUGUGA
This is a messenger RNA of Letharia columbiana, 846 nucleotides long. RefSeq lists its product as uncharacterized. The coding region runs from base 1 to 846 and encodes 281 amino acids. Lineage: Eukaryota; Fungi; Ascomycota; Lecanoromycetes; Lecanorales; Parmeliaceae. The transcript has 4 exons. Gene Ontology annotation, cellular component: THO complex part of transcription export complex. Gene Ontology annotation, biological process: mRNA export from nucleus. The record is from RefSeq and is a predicted model, not a curated record. Gene Ontology annotation, molecular function: protein binding.